This is a messenger RNA of Trematosphaeria pertusa, 1392 nucleotides long. RefSeq lists its product as uncharacterized. The record is from RefSeq and is a predicted model, not a curated record. NCBI's taxonomy places the organism in Eukaryota, Fungi, Ascomycota, Dothideomycetes, Pleosporales, Trematosphaeriaceae. Bases 1 to 1392 code for a protein of 463 amino acids. The transcript is spliced from 2 exons.
AUGAAUCACUCGAUCGCCAAUACCACCGGUAAUUGGGAAGGAACUCGAGGCUGGGUACGACAGCCUAAUAACCGCGGCUCCCUGGACAUCAUCAUAUCGUGUUCUAUCACUAUCUUCCUCUGCGCCUGGACCUCCAUCUGCGUCAAUGUCCCAUCCCCGGAACAUGGAGUGUGGGAGAUAUUCAGGGAUCGAUGGCACAUGCUCUGCUUAGGUGGACUGGGCCCGGAGUUUGUUGUCCUGAUCUCUAUCGGACAGUUUUGCAUGGCAAGGGCAUCUGUCCAAGCCUUUGCUAAGACGAAGCAUCAAAGCUGGACUAUGAAGCACGCCUUCUUUGCUGACAUGGGAGGCAUCCAUUUGCAGUUCCCGAACACGAAAUCGUUUCCGGUAAACGGCAAACAGCUUCACUUCCUCGUCACGAACGGAUACAUUGUAUACCCUAGGAUCAGCGCUGAAGACAUCGAUGAUAAGAACAAAGCUAAUGGACUUGCUAGGACGAUAUGCACCAUCCAAAUCCUCUGGUUUACCCUAAGCACCCUCUCUCGUCCCAUCGCACACUAUGCGAUCACGACGCUCGAACUUACUACGCUGGCGUAUAUACUCUGCACUCUCGCUACACUGUUCUUUUGGCGAUGCAAGCCGAUGGAUGUUCGCACUCCGAUCACGCUGGAGUGCUCUACCCCGCUGGAACGAAUAUGCGACCGCAGAGGUCGUACGGCUGCGGAACCAUACUACUACACGCCGCUGGACUUCAUCAGUCGCGAAGAAUGGAUAGCGACCCGACUCUGGACGUAUUAUGUCAACCUCCUCCGCCAAAUGCACCUCAUCCACACAUACAAACGUUCCCUUCCCAUCCGGCACUUCUCCUCAUUCUACAUCCCUCUUCCAACACGACCCUUACUAUUUACGAUGCUAGCAAUUGCUUUUGCAUACACUGGUAUCUUUAUCGCGGGCUGGAACUUGCACUAUCCCACCGAGAGUGAGCUAAUCCUAUGGCGGACGUGCACCUUGGGGACCAUGAUUAUUACCGUCAUCGGUAGCCUCUUCGAAGUAACCAUGAUGUUCGUUCAGUAUCGCCGCCGGCACACCAUUUCCGCCCUUAUCCACAACCCGGAUAUCGAGAUCAUGCCCCUGGACCCAGUUGGCCGCCCCAGCCAUCCAUCCGGCAAGCCGACGAAACUGCAGGUGACACUGCAGAAUAUCCGCAACAACACCCCUGAAAAAGAUCCGCAUUUCGACAUUCCAAUUAGGUCUUUGAUUGUUACGACUCCCAUAUGUGCUUUGUAUGUUAUUUUUAGAGGUUUUAUAUUGUUGGAAGAUGUCAUCUCUUUUAGGGAGCUUCCAGCGAGCACCUUCGUGACAAUUAACUGGUCAACGCACGUACCGCAUUUUUGA